Molecule: messenger RNA, 1998 nt
Organism: Trichomycterus rosablanca
Lineage: Eukaryota; Metazoa; Chordata; Actinopteri; Siluriformes; Trichomycteridae
Gene: b4galt6
Product: UDP-Gal:betaGlcNAc beta 1,4- galactosyltransferase, polypeptide 6
Exons: 9
Coding region: 340-1485 (381 amino acids)
Biological process (GO): carbohydrate metabolic process
Cellular component (GO): Golgi apparatus
Molecular function (GO): UDP-galactose:glucosylceramide beta-1,4-galactosyltransferase activity
Source: RefSeq, a predicted model, not a curated record
CAGGCAGGUGCGGAUGUGACUCCGGACUCUUUAUUUUACACCACAGUACCGCAGUACGUACCAUGUUUACGGCUGGUGAUUUUACACUAGGCCUGCUGCUUUUUGGUCCAUCUGGAAAUUUCUCGGGCUUCGGUGGUCCUGGGCGCUAGCUGAGCUUUUUAUCGGUGCUGCAUCGCUUCUCAGCCGAGCCCAAACCGGUCAGCACAGGCCAUAGCGAUGCGGACUUUAGCACAGCCUUGAUUUCUUUUCAGCCGCUAAACAUCUUUUCGCUUUACGAAUUUAAUUUCUUUAUAUGGACCUGACGGACAGCUAGUAGCCGCUUCUCCGAGCACAGAGAAAAUGCUGAAUUCGAGGCGGCUUUUGCGGCUUUCUAGCCGCUCCUUUCUGGCCUUCAUUUUUUUCUUCUCCAUGUCUACGACCUGUCUGUAUUUCAUAUAUGUGGCUCCUGGAAUCGCCAACACGUAUUUCUUCAUGGUGCAGGCUCAGGGUAUGAUGUUGCGCGAUAACGUGCGGACGAUUGGCCAGAUGAUCAGGUCGUACACCAAUAAGAACAGCACGUUCAAUGGUACAGAUUAUCCAGAUGGAAAUAACUCCAGUGAAUAUAUUGUUCAACCAACUACAUACCUCCCUGAAAAUUUCACCUAUGCUCAGAACCUGCCCUGUCCUGAGCGCUUACCUUCUAUGAAGGGUCUUAUAGAAGUCAAUAUGACUGAGGUUCCUAUGGAGGAGGCUGAGCGGCACCUUACACAGCUGGGUAUUCAGUUUGGGGGCCACUGGAAGCCUGAAGACUGCAAACCACGCUGGAAGGUGGCUAUUCUAAUCCCCUUUAGAAAACGUCACGAACAUAUCCCCAUCCUGUUUCUGCACCUCAUUCCUAUGCUCCAGCGGCAGCGCUUACAGUUUGCAUUUUAUGUAAUUGAACAGACAGGUACGCAGCCAUUCAACCGUGCCAUGCUUUUUAACGUGGGCUUUAAAGAAGCAAUGAGAGACCUGGACUGGGACUGUGUAGUGUUUCACGAUGUUGAUCACAUCCCCGAAAAUGACCGGAAUUACUACGGCUGUGGGCAGAUGCCUCGACACUUUGCCUCAAAGCUGGACAAGUAUAUGUACAUCCUGCCCUACAGCGAGUUCUUCGGGGGAGUUAGUGGACUUACCGUCGAGCAGUUCCGCAAGAUCAACGGAUUUCCCAAUGCUUUCUGGGGCUGGGGAGGGGAAGAUGAUGAUCUUUGGAACAGGGUGCACUUUGCCGGAUUUAAUGUCACCAGGCCUGAAGGGGAGAUGGGCAAAUACAAAUCAAUCCCACAUCACCACCGAGGAGAAGUGCAGUUUCUGGGAAGGUACAAGUUGCUAAGAUACUCCAAAGAGCGGCAGCACCUGGAUGGCCUGAACAAUCUUCAGUAUUCCCCUGAAAUCUCUUUAAGUAGUCUAUACAAGAACAUUACUGUCAACCUGAGCCCUGAACUGGCACCUAUAGAAGAGUAUUGACCCCCCCCCCCCCCCUUCCCCCCCUACCUGAACACGAACCGGCACCACGUACGCUGUCGAGUUUCCUUAAUAGCUAGAGACAGACAAUUGAAGGCCUGAAAUCUGAAACAAUCGACUGUGUGUGUGUGUGCGGAUGUUGCGUCAUACCUACGUUAUUGUUCAGUCAGUGAGUGAGUGAGCGAGCGAGCGAGUGAGUGAGUGAGAGCACGUGUGUCUUACUGCAUGUUUCUAUGUUUUUCGCGACUUAAGCUACUCAAAUAACACCACUCUAAACAAAAACAAGCGAGCAGUUCCAGUUCCUGUGUCAACAAAUCUGAUGUUUACUGCGAAGCCUUAACUAAUUUCCAUGGGCUGUUUAUAAGUGUUAGUUGAGUGUUAAGUAAUCCAUGCCAACAAUGUAGACAGCUCAGUUUUACAAGCGACCUAGAUGCCAAUAGACAUUUUUUGGCACGUUUUUGUAUCAUACAUUAAGAUUUCAAGGCAUUUUCUUUAGAGAGAAAGUGUGUGGCAGUC